Molecule: messenger RNA, 324 nt
Organism: Chaetomium strumarium
Lineage: Eukaryota; Fungi; Ascomycota; Sordariomycetes; Sordariales; Chaetomiaceae
Exons: 2
Coding region: 1-324 (107 amino acids)
Source: RefSeq, a predicted model, not a curated record
AUGAAGCUCAACAGCAGGAGGGGCACCGCCUUCCUCGACCCGGCGGGGCGGUCAUGGGACUGGAAGUUCAUCCCCAAGGACGCGCCCUUUGGCGGGCAGGACAAGUUCAGUCAUGGCUGGUGCGAGCUGGAUGAGAGAGUGGUUCAUCGGGCCGACCUGGUGCUGGUUAUGGGCGAGGACGAGAGGGAUUUGCUGAAGUGGUGCACGGCGGUUACCUUCGCGUUGCAGACCAAGCCUUGGUUGAGGGAGGUGGAUUUGUGGAAGAGCUUUGUUAAUGUGGAUCUGGAGUUUCCUGAGGGGCUGGAGCCCUUCUGGUUGGAAUGA